AUGCCUCUUCGCGUCUUGGUGGUUGGAGCCGGAUUGGCUGGUCUAGCAGCAGCACUUUCCACUAAACUCGCGAAUCCAUCGCAUGAAGUAACAAUUUUGGAAACUGUAUCGGAAUUAGCUGAAGUCGGGGCAGGAUUACAAAUUACACCCAAUGCAUCUCGACUCUUCAAGAAAUGGGGAAUCUACGAUGAUCUCGCACCCAAAGCCACAUUCCCAAAAACUCUCUCGGUAUGGCGAUUUGAUGGAACAAAGCGGUUGGCAUAUUCUCCAGAUUUUCAAGAAAAGAUAGAUGAGAGAUAUGGAGCUCCUUUCUGGGGAAUGCAUCGAGUAGAUUUACAACGUGCUCUGUGCGCUAAAUGUGAUGAGCUAGGCGUCACCAUUCGUCUAUCAUCCAGAGUCAAGAGUGUCGAUUUUGAAAAUACAGUUAUUACAUUGGAAGGAGGGAAGACAGUGGAAGGAGAUGUCAUACUCUGUACAGAUGGCAUUUAUUCGGCUACGAGAUCACAAUUUUUAGGCCACGAAUGUCCGCCAAAUCCAACUGGAGAUCUCGCGUAUAGGAUUGUGAUUGAUAAAUCUACAUUAAGCGGACCGGAUGCAGAGAAGCUCACUGCGUUUAUUGAUUCUCACUCGGUCAAUUUCUGGGCAGGCUCGGGUACUCAUGUAGUUUCAUAUACUAUGCGCGGUGGCGAUCUAUUCAACAUCGUUCUUCUCUGCCCCGACAAUCUCCCACCCGGUCUUUCUCGUACAUCAGGAGACUUGGAGGAAAUGAAAGGACUUUUUGAAGGAUGGGAUCCAAUUCUCAGAGCAUUCUUAGAACAAGUCAAAGAAGUGGCGAAAUGGAGAUUGAUGCAUCUGGAAACGUUGGAACGAUGGACGAGCGAAAAAGGAAAUUUCUGGAUGGCGGGUGAUGCUUGUCAUCCUAUGCUUCCAUAUUUAGCACAAGGUGCAAAUUCAAGUUUGGAAGAUGGAGCAGUAAUGGGAUAUCUACUGGGGAAGGUAAACGUAGAGACGAAAGAUGAACAGUUGAAGAAAGCGGCGAGAAUUUAUGAGGAAUUGAGGAAGGGGAGGGGAGAAGGUAUUGCGAGGGAAACGUGGGGGCAGAGAGAAAGUUUCCAUAUGGUGGAGGGCGAGGAACAGGUUAGGAGAGAUGCGAUUUUGAUGGCGGGACCAACUGAGGCAGGUGGAUUCCCGAGUAGAUGGCAGGAUUUUGGAGGUGCUCAGAAGUGGUUGUAUGGGUAUGAUGCUUAUGUGGAGGCGGAGAAGGGGUAUGAGAAGGCUCCAUUUUAA
Messenger RNA from Botrytis fragariae, 1287 nucleotides. Its product is annotated as putative fad binding domain protein. The transcript has 2 exons. Gene Ontology annotation, molecular function: monooxygenase activity; FAD binding. Lineage: Eukaryota; Fungi; Ascomycota; Leotiomycetes; Helotiales; Sclerotiniaceae. Bases 1 to 1287 code for a protein of 428 amino acids. Gene Ontology annotation, biological process: secondary metabolite biosynthetic process. The record is from RefSeq and is a predicted model, not a curated record.